Molecule: messenger RNA, 3486 nt
Organism: Myodes glareolus (Bank vole)
Lineage: Eukaryota; Metazoa; Chordata; Mammalia; Rodentia; Cricetidae
Product: toll-like receptor 12
Biological process (GO): toll-like receptor signaling pathway; inflammatory response
Cellular component (GO): plasma membrane
Molecular function (GO): protein binding; signaling receptor activity
Source: RefSeq, a predicted model, not a curated record
GUCAUAAUGAAAGUGAUGAGGAGAAAAGCCCAUGCUGACCUGAAUCUCCAUUUGCAGCAAUCCUACAGAGCAGGGCUUAGUCCGCAUCCUGGACAGAGGUACAGUGGUGCACACCCGUGAUGCCAGCAACUCUACACCUUGAGUUUCCAGACAGCCUGGACUGUACAUGAGAAAGAAAACAAGAAGAAGAAAAGAAACUCCCUUUGUUUUCUCCUAACAGAGAAGUGAGACCAGGUUCCAGUUCACCACCCUUGGGCUUCCCUGCCCUGCCCCUUGGAGACUCAGCCCCAUGUCCCUGAGUCUGGUUCCUCACUUCUUUCUCCCAGCUUCCCAACUUCCACAGCGAGAGGCCCUGUGGCCCUUUAUCUAUGUUCUCAGACCUUGCAGGGUUUCUGAAGUGGAUGCGUCUCCUGCCCGUCUUGUGAGUAUUGGCAACGUACACGAGUUCCUCCCUGCUCUGAUUCUGCUGGUGUUGAGAUGGGCUGGCACUCGCUGCUGCCUGGCCUGCUCCUUUGCCUGCCUCUGGCGACAGGCUGGACUACUUCCAAAUGCCUACUGACGGAAGGCUCCCAACUGCCCCUGGUCUCUCGCUACUUCUCUCUCUGCCCUGUCUCCCAGGUGUCCUUCCUUGCCACAUGCCUCUCAGUGACCAACCUGACACAGACCUUGGCAGCUGUGCCUCGGACUAUAGAGGGGCUCUGCCUCAGCGGCUCAGUGUCUUCUCUGCCUCCAGAUGCUUUCUCUGCUUUUCCCAGACUCAAGUUCCUGGGGUUGAAUUUGCAUCUCACCCAACUCCUGCCAGGAGCUCUCCGAGGCUUGGGACAGUUGCAGAAACUCUCUUUUGUAGACCAUCCUUUAAAGAAGAAUCCCCUCUUUCUACCUCCCGAAGCCUUUGCCGACCUGAUUUCCCUCCAGAGACUCUAUAUCUCAGGACCCUGCCUGAACAAGAAGGCAGGCAUCCGACUGCCUCGCAGUCUACAAUGGUUGGCUAUCAAGAACGGUUGCCUUCAGGAUGUGGGGGAGCUGGCUGGCAUGUUUCCAGAUCUGGUGCAAGGCUCUUCUUCCAGGGAUCCGUGGACCCUACACAUGUUGGAUUUGUCAUUCAGCCAGGGACUGACGAUGGCUAGUCCUGGGUCCCUCCAGGGUCUCCAGUUGGAGACUCUGAACCUGGACCGAACACGUCUGGAGGCAGCGAAGGUGAAGGCCCUGGGACUCCAAAAACUCGACAUCUUGUCUGCGCAGCUCACUGCCAUGGCUGAACUGCCCGCUGAGGCUGUGGCCCACUUCAAGCUGCAGGAGUUGAAUGUGGGAAGCAACAAGAUAAGAAAUAUAUCUCAGGAGGCCCUGGCUUCCUGCCGCAGCCUGAAGAUCUUGAAUCUUCCAAGUACUGGCCUGUCGAAGCUACCACCGGGGCUUCUGGCUGCCAUGCCUAGACUUCAGAGACUGAACCUGGCUGGAAACCAAGUGCAGAGCCCGACGCUGUGCAUGAACGAGACCAGAGACGUGUCAGGACUGAUGACUCUGAAUCUGGCAAGCAAUGGGCUGCGCGUUCUGCCUCCGGGCACCUUCUCCUGUUUACCACACUUGCGGGAACUGCUGCUUCAGGACAACCAGCUGCUCUCCUUGGAGGGGCAGAUCUUCCAGAAUCUACAGCAACUAGAGACCUUGAACUUGGAUAAAAACCCCCUGCUUAACCUGGGUAAGAACUGGUUGACUGCUCUGCCUGCGCUGACCACCCUUAGCCUGCUAGACACCCAAAUAUCACUGAGCCCAGACCCUGGUUUCUGGGGAGCAGAGACUCUGCAUACCUUGAAACUGAAACUUCCCUCUCUCCCUGCUCCGGCAGUAUUGUCCCUGCCCAUGUAUCUGACCAGCUUAGAGCUUCAUGCGGCCUCAGGCCUGAAACACUGGAAGCUGUCCCCGAACGUCUUUCCCUUUUUGGAGAACUUAACUAUAGGAGGCAGGGGACUGAGGCUGGAGGUGCAGAAUGCCUCAGAGGUCUUCCCUGCUCUUCGGCAACUUUCCUUGCUCCAGAAUAGCUUGGAGGCCUUCUGCUCCCAAGACACCUCCAACAUUUUUCUCUGGCAGCUCCCAAAACUUCAGUCCUUGAAGAUCUGGGGUGCUGGAAGCCAUUCCAGACCCUGCCUUAUCACUGGGCUGCCCAGCCUACAGCUGCUGAAGCUGGAGAGCCUUCAAUCCAUAACCCAGCCCCGGGCAGUGCAGCUGGAGGAGCUGGUGGGUGAGCUUCCCCAGCUCCAGGCACUACAGCUGUCCAACACAGGGCUCAAGUCACUGUCGGCCACUGCUUUCCAGCGUCUGGCCAGUCUCCGAGUCUUAGCGCUCUACACUGAGAAGGACUUGGUGCUGCAUGACAGUCUGAGGGAGUAUAGCCCUCAGAUGCCCAAGUACAUAUACAUUCUGCACUCACCCUUGGCUUGCCAGUGUGCCAAUGCAUGGGUGGAGCCGUGGGUUAAGCAGUCCACUCUAACAUACAUCCAAAUACUAGGCCCUCAGUUAUGCCCAGCCGAAGCGGGCGAGCCUGCCAAGCAUUCCCUUUUCUCCUUUCUCUGGAGCCACUGCCCCCAGACUUUGGAGUUAAAACUCUUCCUAGCUAGCUCUGCUUUGGUGUUUCUGCUAAUUGCCUUGCCACUCUUCCAAGAAGCCAGGAACUCUUGGAUCCCUUACCUGAAGGCCUUGUUCAGGCUUUGGCUCCAGGGUCGGAGGGGUCAGGGGAAUGAAGGAAAGAGAUUCCUCUUUGACGUCUUCGUGUCCCACUGCAGGCAAGACCAGGGCUGGGUAAUAGAGGAACUUCUGUCUGCCCUGGAGGGCCUCCUUCCAGCUGGCCUGGGGCUGCACCUCUGCCUCCCUGACCGAGACUUUGAACCUGGUAAGGAUGUAGUUGAUAAUGUGGUAGACAGCAUGGUGAGCAGCCGUGUCAUACUCUGUGUGUUGAGCGGCCAGGCCCUGUGUGACCCUCGCUGCCGCCUGGAGCUCCACUUGGCCACCUCUCUCCUGCUAGCUGCCCCCUUCCCUCCCAGGCUGCUGCUAGCCUUCCUGGAACCCAUUUCGCGACACCAGCUCCCCGGCUACCACAGACUGGCUCGGUUGCUUCGGCGAGGAGACUACUGCUUGUGGCCCGAGGAGGAUGAAAGAAAGGAUGGUUUUUGGGCUUGGCUGAGGAGCAAGCUGGGGGCAGCCAGGCUUGGAGUAGGGUGGCACAUGUGAAUUUUAGGGUGGAGGCAGGAGAAGCAAGCCAGCUUGACAGGGGGUCAGUGUGUCUGUGGGGGAAGAGGGGUACAGUGGGGCUGAGAGUCUGAAGUCAGCUUUUACGGGUGCAGGAAUCCACAUGCUGGCGACACAGGUUGGCGGGCGUCGGGGAGAGACGGGGACAGAUUGGAGGUUGAAGGAGGAAAGCUGAGAGAUGGCAGGUGCUCGUGGGGCAUGUGGCAUUCCCGUGAUCUCUAAAACCUCAGUAAACUGGCUAAA